Messenger RNA from Microcebus murinus (gray mouse lemur), 543 nucleotides. Its product is annotated as cytochrome c oxidase subunit 6C-like. Lineage: Eukaryota; Metazoa; Chordata; Mammalia; Primates; Cheirogaleidae. The record is from RefSeq and is a predicted model, not a curated record.
CAAUAAUACUAUUUUUUUAAAAAAAUAAAUGUUUAUUAUAAAAACUUCAAAAAAUAUAAAAGUAUACAAAGUCUCUUCCCUAGUCCCACUUCUUACAGAUAAACAUUAUUAACAAAUAUGUAUAGAGUUCGUUUUUCCAUCGGCCAGGAAGAACGUGUUGAGGUAGGCAUAACCAUCAAGAACGGUAACUACCAUGGCUUCCGGCACUUUGGCGAAACCUCAGAUGCGUGGCCUCCUGGCCAGGUGUCUGUGGAUUCAUAUUGUUGGAGCAUUCACAGUAUCCCUGGGAGUUGCAACUUUGUAUAAGUUUGGUGUGGCUGAACCACGGAAGAAGGCAUAUGCAGAUUUCUACAGAAAUUAUGGUUCUAUGAAAGAUUUUGAGGAGAUGAGGAAGUCUGGCAUCUUUCAGAGUGCAAAGUGAUUUUGGAACAUAAAAGAAUUUCUUGACCUGUGUUCCUGAGCUAUGAAUAUGUGGGCUGACGAAUAGUUUCUCUUGAUAAAUAAACCAUUAACAAAUACUGUGAAGAAAAAAAAAACCAGAUA